AUGGCGACCACCAGGUUACCCUGCAUUCCGUCGCUUCGAAAGCAGCAGCUCCACCUGGAAUUUGCGAGCUUAAAACAGGCAACACCGCCAGGGGUCUACGUGACUCUCGCGCCAGGAGACCCAACACUGUGGAAUGGAGUGAUCUUCGUUCGCUCGGGCCCCUAUGCCUCAGCAAUUCUCCGUUUCCAACUCCGAUUCCCAGAUACCUACCCCGACCUCCCACCUCUGGUCACAUUCGCGACCGACUUCUUCCACCCAUUGAUUGUGCCCCUUACCACUUAUACCUUCAGUACUGGCUCGGCAAGUGACAACCCGGUCAGCGCAACAGAUGAAGAACGUUUACCACCUGGUGGGUUCAGUCUUCGCCAUGGAUUCCCACACUGGUUUGGCAGAGCAAAGCGGAGCGGUCUAGCGUCUGGGAACACAUCGCGAAAUGUAAGCGGGAAUAGUAAAAAUGCUGCACCGGAAACGAGCGGCGUAGAUCCCACAGAAGGCGACCAAGCCCCGGACGCGUCGACUGCCUCGACAUCAACGGACCCGGAAACUACUGAUGACGCCCUGGAAACACCACGCGUGGCCCAGGUCCCGCCCAUGGACCAAUUUGCGGAACCAAAAUCUGUUAUCCCAGUCUCAGAAAUAUUGGAUUAUAUUCGGUCGACUUUCGAUGACGAAAAUGUGUUGGAUUCGUUGCCAGUUGAAGUCGCUGGCAACCCUGGAGCAUGGCAUGCGUGGAAGGCACAUCGCCGAGGUGGUACUGGUGGAGGAUGGAAACGGGGAAGUCCGCAGGCCCGGCUUCCUGGCGAUUGGCAUUGGGAUGGAAUUUGGGCUCGGCGGGCUCAAGAUGAGAUCGAAAAUUCGCGCUCUGAUCCGAUGUUGUUUGGAAGUGCUGCUCGUGGAAAUGGGGAUGACAUGAUUCGGUUCUCACGACUGGACGAUGCGAGCUUGAACGCAAUCAAGGAAAGUAUGGCAGCCAUGGUGGGCAAUGUAUAG
Messenger RNA from Penicillium antarcticum, 990 nucleotides. Its product is annotated as putative ubiquitin-conjugating enzyme. The record is from RefSeq and is a predicted model, not a curated record. The transcript has 4 exons. Lineage: Eukaryota; Fungi; Ascomycota; Eurotiomycetes; Eurotiales; Aspergillaceae. The coding region runs from base 1 to 990 and encodes 329 amino acids.